CGAGCGAGUGAGGCAGUGACAGCCAGCGCGACAAAGAGGCAGAUGAUGGCGGAGAGCAGCGGCACGUUGUCGCCGAGUGGAGGAGGAGGAGCAGUAGGGGCUAGGCGUCAUCAGAGGCAACGUUCCAGCGUCUCGGUCAAGAAGAGAAUCAGCAAAGCGGAUAACGACGAGGCGCCCGACAAUGCCCUCAGUGCGCCGAACCCGGCUACGACCCCCACCCAUUCCUCUUCCGUAGGCUCGCUCGGCGAGAGCCCCUUUCCUUCAAUUUCGUCAACAUUACAUGUUCAGGAGACAAAAGAUGUCAGACCGCCGCCGAGAGAUCCAACCAGCACCAAAAAGUUGCUUCCAUCGCCAAAGGAAGACAGCGAGGAGGCCGAGAACAGAGCAUCUAUGGAUGGCGAUUACUUCUCGACUUCGGCACCAUUCUUCCCUUCGAAGGUUCUCUCUUCCCCCGAGAGACGUCAGUCUGCUAUGCCUGCCGCUGCUUCACCGCCCCGGGCAAAGGAGGAGGAGGGUGUCUCGAAUGGCGCAGAGGCAAAGGUCGGCGACGAGAGCGUUGGGGCGCCAGACGUGGCCACCACGAGGACGGAGCUGGACCUCUUUGACGACGAUGACGAAGACAACACUAUCAGUCCGGGGCCUGUCCCAACACAUGCUGAGGCACAACGAAAGACGGCGUUUCCGACCCCGUCCGCGCCGGUGGUAGCGCCGGCCCUGCCGCCAAAGGAUGACAAGAAUGAAUCUGAAUCCGCUCCUUCGGUUCCCCAGAAGCCGCUGCAGCGCAGCAACAGCUCAUCGACUUCCUCGGCAACGGCUUCGCCAGUGAUCACGGGAUACACAACGCCUCGAUCAGGCCGUACGAUGGGUAGCCCCUCCUCUUCCAUUGGUCGAGUCAGUGGUGGGCAAAAACGGCUUAGUCUCCUGACAGGAGGCGGCCCUCCUUCCUCCUCGUCUUCGGUCGAUUCGGCGUACGGAGGCCGGGCGUACUCAUCGCGACCACCAGAUAGGUCAGCUUCUCCUUCGACGCCGACGGUGUCGCGAAGAACUUCCAUCUUGGGUAGCAAGCGAAUGAGCCUCGCAUACAUUCCAAGCCCAGCCACUUCGGCCGCGAGGCCUUUUGGCCAGGGCGACCUUGGUCCAACGACGCCCUCUUCGUCAUCCAGCCUGGGCUACGUAGGAUCACGAGGCACCAGCACGCCGAAAACAGGACCGACACCGACAUCGGUUGAUUCUGCACAGUCGCCCUCAGCGCUAGGAGCGCGAAGGAAGGAGGAUGGGGAUACCGUCAUGACGCAGCACAAGGACAUGCUGGCCCGCAUUGCUGAAAAGGAGCGCAGGUGUCUCGAGAUGAGGGAGGCGCUCACAAAGGAAGAGGAGGACCUCCGCGAAUUGCGAAGAGAGUGGCAGGCCUCGGUUCACCGCGAGUUGGCCAACGAGAGCGUCACAACAAGCCCGACAGCCUCGAGGAAUAAGGGUGCCCUGGCCCGGGCGGCCUCUUCGAGCAUCUCGAGCAUGUCAAGCAUGCCGAGUCAUGAAGGGGAAGGCAUGCACACCCGCGACAACAGUCUGAGCACUACGACGGCACCUACGACGGCACCCUCGACGAGCGACAAUGGCUCUCUGUCUUCUUCGGAAGCCAAACUAGCUUCGCUCGAUGGAUCGACGCAAACGACGUCGGACAAGCUCAAAGACCUCGGAAAGAGGCUGCCCUCUGGAUGGGGCGUCCAGCUCAACAACUUCCUCGACCAGCUCGCCGCCGCGCCUGGUUCUGACAAGGACAAGGACAGAGAGGCGUUGGCGAUGGGUGCUGGAGGGUCCGACGUCGCGGCUGCGGCUGCCGUGCAAGACGUUGGCAGGCAAGGUCUCGAGGUGCUGGCAGAGGAAGACGAAGGCUCGUCGCCGCGAGCAGGCUCCGCGAGGUCAAAACCUCUGCCACCCGUCUGGUCACAACGCCCAACACCGGAACAGCGACACAACAAGAGGCAAAGCGUGUUCGGAACGCUUGCCUCGUUUCAGAAGUCAGUCGAGGAGGGCCUUCUUGGUCUUCCGCCGCGGUCAGCAGCCGUUUCGUCUCCGCCGAACAACGAUGCGGCGCACAACGACACGAACAGUGAAUCGAAUGCGACCGCAAAGGAUGAAGUGGCAGGCUGGGGAGCCUGGCAAAAGCGACUCAAGGAAGCCAGAGAAAAUGCGUCGGGGCUCUUGGCCAAAGCAGAAGCGACUCUGGGAAGAGCAAUGACGAUCGACGAGCUCAUAGCCAUCGAACCGGGGCGAGUCGAUCAGCAAAACGCCACUUCGAGAGCAGGAGCAGCGACGAGCACGGGCGGAGGCGCUUUUGACGAGGCCAACGAGAGAGAAAAGGCGGCCCUGGCAGAGCUCUCCUGGCUCAAGUCGCUCUCACCUGCCAUGCGUCAGUCUGGCAACGAUGGAGGGCUGCAGCCGACAAAGGACGAGACGCAGACGACGAGAUUGGAUCCCGAGACGCUCCUGGAGCUCGAAAAGGGGAGCGGUCUCGCACCCCUAAGCGGCCUUGGUUUGGGGCUGGGACCUGGCAAGGGUGGGGCCGCAGGCUCACAGAGGCGAACGUCGACGUCGUCGGCCAACAGCAACUCGUCGAACCAGACGGCGACAGCCAAGAAGAGGAUGAGUGGCAGCAUGCCCAUCUCUUCGCCGAGUGGCGGUGGCGACAGCAGCCUCGGAUUUAUGAGCAUGCUCAGCUCCGCCUGGGGCACCGGAGGAGGGACCACGUCGGUCGAUGGAGGGAGAAGACCGAGCUUGAGUCCCAAAUUCACCUCAUCGUCGCUGCACAGUGAUGGUGGCGUGUCACCGGGCGAGGGGAGUACAGGUCACCGGAGGACACCAUCGAACCAGAGCAAGACGAGACUCGCUGCAAGGAUGGCGGCGGCGGCAGGCGCUGGCUCGACUCCCUCGAACAGCAGCGGCGGAGCAGGAAAGGCAAAAGCGUCCAUGAACGGCAGCGGUGGGACGCAUGCAAAGACAAACAACAACAACAAUUGGGAUUGGGACGCACCACUCUCGCAGGCCGAGAACAAGCGCCUCGUGACCAGCCCGCCGACCAAGUCGUCGGAACAGCUCGACAAGGGGACAAAGGACGGCGACAAGAGAGACGACGACGACUGGGGUUGGUGAUAUUCUGUAGCUUCAUUCAUGCCGUGUACAUUACUCUCUCCCUUCUCAUGCGAUUUCAUCACACUGCCAUCUCACCCCCUUCCUUCAGCAAUGGAACGUUCAAUUAAAUCUCAUGAUUCGUCAUGUCCCCUCUGCUAUCUCUCUGCCACAGGAACGGCUUCAGCUCGUGUCCAUAGUCUCUGUUGUCGCGGUCACGGUCCCUUUUCCGACCUCAAGGACAUCUGU
This is a messenger RNA of Acaromyces ingoldii, 3375 nucleotides long. RefSeq lists its product as hypothetical. The transcript has a single exon. NCBI's taxonomy places the organism in Eukaryota, Fungi, Basidiomycota, Exobasidiomycetes, Exobasidiales, Cryptobasidiaceae. The record is from RefSeq and is a predicted model, not a curated record. Bases 43 to 3150 code for a protein of 1035 amino acids.